AUGAAUCAGCAGCUGCCGGAAGUUUCCUUGGGUAAUAGCGGUGUAGGCAACAACAUCGAGGCUCCUGCUACGGAGGAAGGAGAAGAAGAAGAAGUACAGCAGCAGCAGCAGCCGCAACAGGUGGAGGAGGCUGAAUCUAGAGAUCUAAUCGUCGCCGAGGAGAAACCUUCAUCAGAGAAAUCAGCAGACGGAGAGAAAGAAGACGAUCAAAUGGAGGUUGAUCCCGUGAGUCCGGCCACAGUUUUCUGCGUCAAGCUUAAGCAGCCCAAUUCCAAUCUGCUUCAUAAGAUGAGCGUCCCUGAAUUGUGCCGUAACUUCAGGUCUCGACUUUGCUUCUUUCUCCGAUCCUCCAGUUUUUUUUUUUAA
Thlaspi arvense is the source of this 366-nucleotide messenger RNA. The record is from the annotation of a GenBank genome assembly. NCBI's taxonomy places the organism in Eukaryota, Viridiplantae, Streptophyta, Magnoliopsida, Brassicales, Brassicaceae.